Fusarium oxysporum Fo47 is the source of this 744-nucleotide messenger RNA. RefSeq lists its product as uncharacterized. Lineage: Eukaryota; Fungi; Ascomycota; Sordariomycetes; Hypocreales; Nectriaceae. The record is from RefSeq and is a predicted model, not a curated record. The coding region runs from base 1 to 726 and encodes 241 amino acids. The transcript has a single exon.
AUGUUCAAUAAUUUUGACUGCUACGUUAACUCCCUGAGGCUCCCGGAAUCGAGUCCUCUGGAUAUCUGGAUCAGAACAAAAGCCCCUCCAACUGCCGGAAUGCCCACCGUCUGGAGCUUUCGAACACAACGCAAGACGAUUCUCAAACCCAAUCCUCGCAGUUACACCCUCAACCCAAACGAGCGUAUUCAGUUUUUCUCUACUCAAUGGAACAAAGAUACAAGAAUUUCUCUUUUCGACAAAGCAGUCCCACGAGAAGGUACUCCUCUCGAGCAUUGGCCUGCUGUCAACGUUAUGAUCGAGAUCACAAUUGACCCUGAUGUCGAGUAUCCUCACUCCUAUCUUCGGCUGCCAACAUUAGGACCUUUUGACUCUUGGAGUCAAGCAUUUCGCGUUGGGAUACGUAUCGAGUUCCAAGGUGGAGGGAUUUGGAAAUCCAGGUAUCUCAGCACUACUCACUAUUGUCCCGUUUCAUCGAUGUAUAAGUCGCUGAAAGCUGAAGACUUGGGUAAUGAACUCAAUCACAUCGAGCUUUCCUGGCUCCAUUGCAUGAAAACCCUUGCAACGCUAUUAAACUGGCGAUGGAAGCCGGAGAAUAACCCUGUCAGGGAUAACCUCACCCAAGCCGUUUGGGCUCUUUAUAGCAUCAGACUCUUUAUCAUCGACUUCGACUUUCACGUAUUGAUGAACCACAUCCAGUGGAAAUGCAAUGCCCUCGGCUUCUGACCCUCGAAGAGACUUCAU